AAGUUUUGUCGGGCAAAAAGCUUUGAGUGGAUUUAAGUGCCCUUCCAUGGAUGAAAGGGACAAAUUUCAUUCACAGAAGGCAGAGUAUGGCAUCCAACGGAAUAGUUCGUGAAAUUCUCACAAGGUACAACUACGAAGAAUGGAAAAUUUUGAUGAAAAAUUAUUUGAGAGGAGAAAAUUUGUGGGAUGUUGUUGAGGGUGGUUCUGCUUUAGCACCCAAUGAUGCAGACAAAGACGCAAAGGUUCUACAUAUCAUUCAACUAUCAUGUGCACCUAACAUGUUUGAUGAAAUUAAACAUUUUGAAUCCGCACAAAUAGCUUGGAAUCAUUUGGCUGCAGUUUGUGGUUAUGAAUUUACUGCUCAAUCGCAUAUUAGACGCGGUGUAGUAUCCGACAAUGUUAAUCAGCACAAAAAACUGUACGAAUUUGUGGAGAAGGGUGAUUGGAGUGGCACAAGAUCAUACCUUCGAGAAGAACGUGAGGCCAUAUUUUGGGUUCCGUCUUCGGGUAGAACGGUUCUCCACGUUGCAACAAUGGAAGGGCAUUUGAAAAUUGUGGAUGGAUUGGUGAAGCUAGGAAAGGAGGCAUUACUAGAAAAACAGGAUGAGGAUGGUAAUACUGCUCUUGCUCUUGCUGCUGGUUACACCGGAGACAUGGAUAUAGCAAAGCGCAUUGUAAAUGCAGAAGGUGGCGUGGGAGUGCUGGCUUUACCCAACAAUAAGGGUGAGAUCCCACUUCUUUUGGCUGCUAAUUCAGGACAUAAAAAAAUGACUCGCUUCCUUUUUCUAAGAACUCCUCCCCAUAUCCUACAACAACAGUCUUCACGCAACCGAGUUUUGCUUUUGGAAAGAUGCAUCCAAGCGCAUAUAUUUGAUGUGGCUUUGAAAAUGCUGGAAUCUUACCCGGAACUGCCUACAGAAUCCAUAUCCUAUGGCUUUGGGGGCCUUCAUGAAUUGGCUCGAAUGUCUUCUUCAUUUUCAAAUGUCGCUGAAGUCCCUGAUUCUGAAUCUUUACAGACAUUAGUUUACAAUUUGACAGAUCGUACUUUACUCAAUUUUGUUUUGAUACUUUUGAACGUGUCUUGGAAGCUUAUUAUGGAAUUCGCAAUUAGGGGACCCCAAACUGGACAGAGAAUUCAGAUGGUUCUACAAAUAGUUGAAGAGACUAUAUUUGGACAAAACAAGAAUGAAGUUCCACAAAUAUUGAAAUACUAUAAAGAUAGAGUUGCGAAGUUUAAUAGUUCACAGCUUGGGGAAGCUUCGGUGAACAAUGCCAUGUUGGAUGCAGCGAAGCAUGGAAAUGUUGAGUUCAUAAAGGCUAUGAAGGAGGCUAACCAUGACCUUUUAUGGGCAAUGGACAACCAUGGAAGAGGCAUAUUUUCGUAUGCGGUUCUUUAUCGCAAACACAAUGUGUUCCAACUCAUGCAAACUCUCUGUGGAAAUAAGUAUGCAAUUAACUACACAACAGACAUGUUUGGCAAUAACCUGUUGCACCUGGCGGCACGAUUAGGACCUUUCUCUGAUCUGAAUCGCAGACCCGGUGCGGCUCUGCAAAUGCAAAGAGAAAUUCAAUGGUUUAAGGCAGUGGAGGAAGUUGUGCAUCUGAAGUGUAGGGAAGAAAAAAAUAAUGAGGGUAAGAAGCCUCGUGAAAUAUUUAUUGAAACACACAAGGAGCUGAUGAAAGAUGGAGAGAAAUGGGCGAAAGAAACAGCGGGGACCUUUGCAAUUGUGGGUGUUCUCGUCAUAACUGUCAUGUUUGCUGCAGUCUUCACUGUUCCAGGAGGAUACAAUCCAGACACUGGAGUGCCAAUUUUUGUAAAUAAAGGAGCAUUUACUGUGUUUAUUAUAAGUGAUGUAGUAUCUCUAUUUGCUUCUAUAAUUUCAGUAUUGAUAUACGUUGACAUUCAGACAUCACGUUACGCUGAAAUAGACUUCCUACAAAGAUUACCCUUGAAGAUAAUGUCAGGCCUUGGGUUCCUUUCCAUGUCCCUGGUGCUCAUGAUGGUUGCAUUCUGUGCUGCACUUUCUAUAGUUCUACAAAAAUCUAGGAAUUACGUUUAUCUCUUUGAAGCAGUCCUCAUAUUGAUAAUCUUUCCAUUUGGUUUAAUUCUACCAUCUCAGCUUAGACUUCUACUUGAGACUUUUGCAUUUAUAACAUCAAAUCCCAUCGCUGGAAGCCGAAACUCAAGAAAGCACGGUUUCAUCAGAAGAAUUUUGUAUUGUUAAUUAACACUUGAAGUUAUUUGUUUCUCUUUUUCUUGUAUUUUUCUGUACUAUU
Messenger RNA from Vigna unguiculata (cowpea), 2277 nucleotides. RefSeq lists its product as uncharacterized. Gene Ontology annotation, molecular function: protein binding. The record is from RefSeq and is a predicted model, not a curated record. Gene Ontology annotation, cellular component: membrane. Lineage: Eukaryota; Viridiplantae; Streptophyta; Magnoliopsida; Fabales; Fabaceae.